AUGUUCAGCCAAGUGACUAUUUUUGCCCUCCUCUCCUUUUGGGCCUCUGCUGCCUUAGCUUAUAACGCUGACUCCAAAGACAACGUCGUUCUCUACUGGGGUCAGGCUUCUGCUGGAUCCCAGGAAAGACUCUCUUAUUACUGUGAGUCUGAUGCUGCCGAUAUAAUUGUUCUUUCAUUUAUGACCGAAUUUUCUUCGGCUGAUACCCUUCCUGUUCUGAACUUUGCCAGUGCGUGUUCAAGCACUUUCUCGGACGGUUUGCUUGAUUGUGAUGAGAUUGCGUCUGAUAUCCAGACCUGUCAAGAUGCAGGUAAGCUGGUUCUUCUGUCUCUCGGUGGUGCCAGUGGCAGUUACGGAUUUGCCUCAGAUUCUGAUGCUGAAGGCUUUGCUGGUACUCUCUGGAACAUGUUUGGUGGUGGAUCUGCCGAUGAACGUCCCUUUGGAACUUCCGUUCUCGAUGGUUUCGACUUUGACAUCGAAAACAACGACUCCACCGGAUAUGCUGCUCUUGCUAAAAAACUGAGAAAAUACUACGCCGAAGACACCUCCAAGUCCUACUAUAUCUCUGCUGCACCACAGUGUGUCUAUCCAGAUGCUAGCGUUGGUGAUCUUUUGGAAAACGCCGACGUGGACUUUGCAUUUGUGCAAUUUUACAACAACUACUGUAACUUGGACGAAUCGUUCAACUGGGACACCUGGGCUGACUAUGCUGUCAAUACCUCUCCAAACAGCGAUAUCAAGCUCUUUAUUGGUUUGCCAGCCAGUUCUUCCGCUGCCGGUUCCGGAUACGUUGAUGCCUCCACUGUCAAGUCCACUGUCAAGGAUUUGACUUCUACCGACAACUUGGGAGGAAUUAUGCUUUGGGAUGCUUCUCAGGCUUUUUCCAACACUGGAAGUGACGGAGACAAUUUCGCUGUUGAGAUGAAGAGUGUGCUGAACGAUGUUUUUGGAAGUGCCACCUCUUCUGCAUCUUCUGCAGCUUCUGCAUCUUCUACUGCAUCUUCUGACGCAUCUUCCACCGUCUCGUCUACUGCCUCGUCUACUGAAACUGAAGAAGUUUCAUCUACUGAGGCCACCAGCGUGACUUCUUCUACUGAGAUUUCUUCUGCAGAGCCUUCCUCUACCGAGAUCUCUUCUUCUUCUGUUUCAUCUUCCGAGAGUUCCUCCUCGGUCUCUUCGACUGAAACCUCUACUAUUUCUUCGACCGAGAGUUCGACCUUAGUAUCUUCUACUGAAAUUUCAGCCUCGGUUUCUUCUACUGAAUCCUCCACCUCGGUCUCUUCGACCUCAGUCCCCGUUGCUGCUCCAACCACUUCCGCUGCGUCGUCUCCAACUGUGACCGAAGUCGCUACCACACCAGUCGAUGCUGAGGUUGUUGUUUCGACCCCAGCUUCCGCUACAUCAAUUGCUACAGCUUCCCCACUCACAACACUCAGCACCGUUUACAUAUCAUCUUCCUCGUCCACCACCACGGCAAGCACUGCUGCUGCCACUAGCACAGGAGCUUCCUACACAGACUGCUCUGGUCUGUCUGGUCUUGCUGAGGCCAAAUGUUUGAACGAGAAUUUUGAUGCCGGUCUUUUCCUCGGUUCGGCUGACUCGUGCACCACUGAAGGUGAUUUAGCAUGUACUGCGGAUGGAAACUUCGCUAUUUGCAACUUUGGCAAAUGGGUCGUCAUGGGAUGUCCUGUCACGACCAGCUGUUACGCCUACACUCAAGGCUCUGAGGUGGAUAUCGGUUGCAACUAUGCUAACCAGAAGAACUCUUUUGUGAAAAGGAGUUCUAUUUUUGACAUCUUCAAGGCUUAG
Molecule: messenger RNA, 1809 nt
Organism: Kuraishia capsulata CBS 1993
Lineage: Eukaryota; Fungi; Ascomycota; Pichiomycetes; Pichiales; Pichiaceae
Exons: 1
Coding region: 1-1809 (602 amino acids)
Biological process (GO): carbohydrate metabolic process; chitin catabolic process
Cellular component (GO): extracellular region
Molecular function (GO): chitinase activity; chitin binding
Source: RefSeq, a predicted model, not a curated record